GUCUCGUGAACUAUUAAUUAACUGAAUCUGUAGUAACUCGCUGCCUCAAAGUGAAUCGCUUCUAUACAAUAAGAGGUGAAGUGCUGCUAGGUAAUACCCAACGCUUACUCUACAAGCUUCCUAAUGCUGAUGAAGUACUGUUGGUAAAGAUGGAGAUAUAGAAAAAACAGAGUGUGACUUUAUUUCUAUUUUCGUUGAAAUUAAACUUAUGGGAGAAAUGGAGACCAAGAGAUAUAUUUUGUUCACCUUGGCCACCAUGGUUGUGGUAGUGAAUGGUCAUGCAAUAGCCGGAGUGUUUCCUACCCUCUGCUUAGAAAAUCAGGAUCCAGGACCCUGCUUGGCCUUCAUUCCUUCCUACUACUACAACCCAAGUUCAAAAAGCUGCGAUUGUUUCGUCUACGGUGGGUGUGAAGGCAACGCCAACAGAUUCCACACCUUAGAGCAGUGUAUGGAUACUUGUAGUGUUGUACCCAGCCAGCAGAAAAACACGAUCAAUUGUGACAAGAUCCUGAAGACAUCAAACCCCCUAGCAGAGAGACGAAGGCCGACCCAGUUUGGACCACAGAUUCAGCAUGGCACACACAGCCAGUUAGAAAUCCGACAGACACCUAACUUCUGUCUCGAGCACACAGAUCCAGGGCCGUGCCGGGCAAUCAUCCCUUCCUUCUAUUACAACCCUAAGACCAAAGCCUGUGACUGUUUCGUCUACGGAGGGUGUGGAGGUAACGGCAACAAUUUCCAUAACCUACGGCGGUGUAUGGAGUCGUGUGGUGUCGCUACCAGCCACCAGAAGAACACGGCCAGUUGUACUAACCUCCUUGGUGAAUCCAACCCGCUGGCGAAGAGGGAAGUGGUGGACCAAAGCGGCUCACAGAUUCUACAGACCUUAGAGCCCCAGCAGAAAUCUCAGCAGAAAUCAAAGCCUAAGCAGGAAACUCAGCUGACAUCAGAGCACAAACAAGAAUCUCAGCAGACGACAGAACUCCCCAAGGAAACUCAGCGGACGACAGAGCCUCAGCAGGAAACUCAGCAGACGACAGAGCUUCCCAAGGAAACUCAGCAGACGACAGAGCCUCAGCAGGAUACUCAGCAGAUGUCAGAGCCUCAGCAAGAAACUCAGCAGACGACAGAGCCUCAGCAGGAAACUCAGCAGAUGUCAGAGUCCGAGCAAGAAUCUCAGCAGACGACAGAGCUUUCCAAGGAAACUCAACAGAUGACAGAGCUUCCCAAGGAAACUCAGCAGACGACAGUGCUUCAGCAGGAAACUCAGCAGAUGUCAGAGGCCAAGCAAGAAUCUCAGCAGAUGACAGAGCUUCAGCAGGAAACUCAGCAGACGACAGAACUUCCCAAUGAAACUCAGCAGACGACAGAGCCCAAGCAAGAAUCUCAGCAGAUGACAGAACCUCAGCAGGAAACUCAGCAGACGACAGAGCCUCCGCAGGAAACUCAGCAGAUGACAAAGCCUGAACAACAAUCUCAGCAGGCGACAGAGCUUCCCAAGGAAUCUCAACAGAUGACAGAGCCUCAGCAAGAAACUCAGCAGGUUCCUAACCUCUGUUUCGAUCCUCCAGUAACGGGACUCUGCCGUGCCCACUUCCCUCACUUCUACUUCAACAGUGAGACACAAACCUGUGACUGUUUCGUGUACGGUGGGUGUGGCGGUAACGACAACAAGUUCUCCACGCUGGAAGAAUGCCUCACUACUUGUGGUGGUCAACCCAGCCAACAGCACAAUACCGAAAGUUGUGACAAAAUCCAUGGAAGUCAAAACCCACUAGUGAACAGAGAACCGUUGGUUAAUGUCACCUUGUUGCCUGAGACACAGCAAAUGAUUCAGGAAACACAAGAGCCACAACAACUGACUCAGGAAACACAAGAGCCACAACAACUGACUCAGGAAACACAAGAGCCACAACAACUGACUCAGGAAACACAAGAGCCACAACAACUGACUCAGGAAACACAAGAGCCACAACAACUGACUCAGGAAACACAAGAGCCACAAAUAAGUAGAGCACAAGAGUGGAGAGAAACUCAACAACCCCAACAACCAACUGAGGAGGAGACGCAACAGUCGGCAGUCGCGACACAAACGCUGGGAAGGGAAAACAAGGAAGAGGAGUCAACAGGGAGCCACGGGGUAACGAGCCAAAAGUUUGGUUCCUCAGUAAUCCGUGCUGGAUCAAUCUACGUGGGCAAGCCAGUCUCUAUCCCCGGCUUCCUCCCUACUGUUGGUAAAGAUGGAGAUAUAGAAAAAACAGAGUGUGACUUUAUUUCUAUUUUCGUUGAAAUUAAACUUAUGGGAGAAAUGGAGACCAAGAGAUAUAUUUUGUUCACCUUGGCCACCAUGGUUGUGGUAGUGAAUGGUCAUGCAAUAGCCGGAGUGUUUCCUACCCUCUGCUUAGAAAAUCAGGAUCCAGGACCCUGCUUGGCCUUCAUUCCUUCCUACUACUACAACCCAAGUUCAAAAAGCUGCGAUUGUUUCGUCUACGGUGGGUGUGAAGGCAACGCCAACAGAUUCCACACCUUAGAGCAGUGUAUGGAUACUUGUAGUGUUGUACCCAGCCAGCAGAAAAACACGAUCAAUUGUGACAAGAUCCUGAAGACAUCAAACCCCCUAGCAGAGAGACGAAGGCCGACCCAGUUUGGACCACAGAUUCAGCAUGGCACACACAGCCAGUUAGAAAUCCGACAGACACCUAACUUCUGUCUCGAGCACACAGAUCCAGGGCCGUGCCGGGCAAUCAUCCCUUCCUUCUAUUACAACCCUAAGACCAAAGCCUGUGACUGUUUCGUCUACGGAGGGUGUGGAGGUAACAACAAUUUCCAUAACCUACGGCGGUGUAUGGAGUCGUGUGGUGUCGCUACCAGCCACCAGAAGAACACGGCCAGUUGUACUAACCUCCUUGGUGAAUCCAACCCGCUGGCGAAGAGGGAAGUGGUGGACCAAAGCGGCUCACAGAUUCUACAGACCUUAGAGCCCCAGCAGAAAUCUCAGCAGAAAUCAGAGCCUAAGCAGGAAACUCAGCUGACAUCAGAGCACAAACAAGAAUCUCAGCAGACGACAGAACUCCCCAAGGAAACUCAGCGGACGACAGAGCCUCAGCAGGAAACUCAGCAGACGACAGAGCUUCCCAAGGAAACUCAGCAGACGACAGAGCCUCAGCAGGAUACUCAGCAGAUGUCAGAGCCUCAGCAAGAAACUCAGCAGACGACAGAGCCUCAGCAGGAAACUCAGCAGAUGUCAGAGUCCGAGCAAGAAUCUCAGCAGACGACAGAGCUUUCCAAGGAAACUCAACAGAUGACAGAGCUUCCCAAGGAAACUCAGCAGACGACAGUGCUUCAGCAGGAAACUCAGCAGAUGUCAGAGGCCAAGCAAGAAUCUCAGCAGAUGACAGAGCUUCAGCAGGAAACUCAGCAGACGACAGAACUUCCCAAUGAAACUCAGCAGACGACAGAGCCCAAGCAAGAAUCUCAGCAGAUGACAGAACCUCAGCAGGAAACUCAGCAGACGACAGAGCCUCCGCAGGAAACUCAGCAGAUGACAAAGCCUGAACAACAAUCUCAGCAGGCGACAGAGCUUCCCAAGGAAUCUCAACAGAUGACAGAGCCUCAGCAAGAAACUCAGCAGGUUCCUAACCUCUGUUUCGAUCCUCCAGUAACGGGACUCUGCCGUGCCCACUUCCCUCACUUCUACUUCAACAGUGAGACACAAACCUGUGACUGUUUCGUGUACGGUGGGUGUGGCGGUAACGACAACAAGUUCUCCACGCUGGAAGAAUGCCUCACUACUUGUGGUGGUCAACCCAGCCAACAGCACAAUACCGAAAGUUGUGACAAAAUCCAUGGAAGUCAAAACCCACUAGUGAACAGAGAACCGUUGGUUAAUGUCACCUUGUUGCCUGAGACACAGCAAAUGAUUCAGGAAACACAAGAGCCACAACAACUGACUCAGGAAACACAAGAGCCACAACAACUGACUCAGGAAACACAAGAGCCACAACAACUGACUCAGGAAACACAAGAGCCACAACAACUGACUCAGGAAACACAAGAGCACAACAACUGA
Molecule: messenger RNA, 4069 nt
Organism: Homarus americanus (American lobster)
Lineage: Eukaryota; Metazoa; Arthropoda; Malacostraca; Decapoda; Nephropidae
Product: putative mediator of RNA polymerase II transcription subunit 26
Exons: 3
Coding region: 209-4069 (1286 amino acids)
Molecular function (GO): serine-type endopeptidase inhibitor activity
Source: RefSeq, a predicted model, not a curated record